Messenger RNA from Bursaphelenchus okinawaensis, 3213 nucleotides. NCBI's taxonomy places the organism in Eukaryota, Metazoa, Nematoda, Chromadorea, Rhabditida, Aphelenchoididae. The record is from the annotation of a GenBank genome assembly.
AUGCCAUUGCCAUACUACGUACAAUUCCAGAAACAAAAUGCGAUGAGACAGUGCCAACUAACACCGUUGCUGCUCUGGUGCUGUGGGGCCGCCGUGGUGCUAUGGCUCAUCAUGGUGAUCAAACUCUCGAACCGGGUCGAAAAUCCACAGUAUGGUAGGUUCUUGAGUCUAAAACUAUGAUAUUAUAGAUUUUUCUAUGCUUUUUAUUGUAUUUAAAGUAAUUUCAAGCGUUUUUUAUCCAAAAAACAUUAAAGAAAUCAAAGAUUUUACAUAAGGGGAAAGCUUUGCUCGGGAUGAGUAAUAUUUUAGCGAAAAGAAUGUUUUUUCAAUAGUUCUCAAAAAGUAAACAUUUAGCAACAAUAUAAAAACAAGAUAAGAUCUCAUUACACAUGUUAGAAUAGGUUUCUGAUCAAUUUUCCGAUAUUACACUAGGCAAAAUGCUCACAUUACUAAAAAUUAUUUAAAAAAUGACAAUAUCCCCAAUAUAUUUACAAAAAUUUCGUUCCUUAAUAUCAAGUUUUAUUCCAGACAUAGCUCAAAAACAAGAACUGAACACAGCCCUCGCCGAACUGGAUCGACUGCGACAAGAAACGGCCGAACUUCGUCAAAAACUGGCGGCCCAAGACGAAGUUCCCAAAAAUGACCAGAAACUAGAGCCAAUGCCAGUUUUGCCCGAACCUAAGCUCAAGUAUAACAUUGAUAAUGGAAAACUGUACACUAAAGAACAUGAAGUCGAGCGACGGGAGCUGGACAACCAGAUUCGGGAACUUUUCUACUACCUCAGGUUUCAGAUGGAUUCAGACGACGGAAGUGUCAAAGAUAAAGCCAAUUUCAAGGAACGGGUACUUAAUCAGGUAAGAACAGUUUAAGUAGAUUCUCAUAAACCAGUUUCAAUUACUUUUCAGAAAAUUAAUACCUAAAUUAGACUAAAAUUAUAUUGUAAUAGAAAAACAUACCUUAAUCACAUCAAAACGACGAAAAAAACGACAUCUUAAAGAUCGAAACAUUGAUAACAUAUUUUUAAUUCCAGACUAUCUCUCUGAUGGCCUUAUCGACCAACUUCGGUUCAUUAGUCGACCAGUCGGCCGCGUGGCAUAAACAAGAGCUUCAGAAAGUAACAGAUCAUAUCCAAAAACGUAUCUACGAUCUUCAGCAUCCUGAAUCUUGUUCAGCCGCAAGGUAAGUCAAUAUCCAUAGCUAAACUUGCAACAUUUUUGCCGAAUUUUCUUUAAAUUUUGUAAAAUUCGGCCGAAAAAACGAGAUUUUGUUUGAGAAGAAAUAUUGACUCAUAACUUGAAAACGUGUCAAGUUUUUUUCUGAUUUUUCUACUUAUGCUAACUUUUAUCAAUUACAUUUUUCUUGCAUUUUACAAGUGUAAAUUAACCUUUUAUUGCAUUUUAGGAUACUAGUUUGUGACCUGAACAAAGGAUGUGGAUUUGGAUGUCAGUUACACCAUGUGGCAUAUUGUCUAACUGUAGCUACCGCUUCAAAUCGCACCAUGGUGCUUGAGGGUGAUGGUGCUGGCUGGAGGUACUCGAAACAAGGCUGGACCGCUGUGUUUGAAGAUGUUUCCGGGUGCACUUAUGCCAAUUCUGUAUCUGUAAGUCUUUAUGAGAAGUUUAUGUAGGUAGCUAUACCUUUAUUUCGAUCAUUUAAUACCUAAUUUUUAAAAUAAUUUUAAAAAACCUGUCUAAAAUGAGUUUGUUUAGAAGUCUUCAAAAGCUGAAAGCUGGCGAUCUAUCGACCAGACCGAACGGGUAUUGUUCUUGACCAUCGUCGACGCUCUACAUCAACGUCCAGCUCAGCUACCGUUGAGUUUUCCGAAGCAAUUGGAAGACGAGUUGCUGACACAUCACUCGAAUCCCCCAGUGUUCUUUCAAUCUCAAUUCAUUUGGUAUUUGAUGAGAUCGAACGACCACAUGAGGGAGAUUCUGGACAAAGCUGCGGCCAAGAUUCCAUUCGACGAAGGUACGUUGUAGUAGACUUGGGGCUGUUUUGUUUGAUUUUUGAUGGUUUAGAGGGUAGUAUUUACGGUUUUUUAAUAGAAAAUAAAUGGUCUUACAGGACUUUUAAUUUUUUUGAAAAAAGCAUGCAGAUUGACAAGGUCUUUUUAAUAAAAAUGGCAGAAAAUACUAUGCCAACGCGCGCGAAUUUUAAAUUCGAAUUUUAAAAUGAAUUUAAUUUUGAUUAUUAUCCAAAUUUUCUAAACUUAUAUCAAAUUUCAUGUCGUUUUUAAAAAUUAAGACGGUUUUUUAAAAAGUUACAACAGUAGUUUUUGAUAACGCAUGUUUUCGUUACAGGACCAGUAGUAGGGUUACAAAUCAGGAGAACUGACAAGAUUGGGUUGGAAGCGGCAUUUCACGGGGUCGAUGAGUAUAUGAAAUGGGCCGAGAUUUGGUUCCAAGUUCAAGAAAAACGACAUUCACCUGAACGGUCACUGAAACGACGGGUUUACAUUGCUACAGAUGAUCCCAAGGCUGUGGAUGAGACGAGGACAAAGUAGGUCAUACUAUAACUUCUUACUAUACUCUCUGCUUUAUUUUGAUAACUCAACUUACCUAAUUCAAAAUGUUUUAGAUACCCCCACUAUGAAGUGUACGCGGAUGUAGGUAUAGCCCAGUCAGCCCAGCUAGCCAAUCGUUAUACGGACGUAUCUUUGUACGGAGUGGUAACAGAUGUGCAUAUGUUAUCUCGCUGCGACUACUUGGUAUGUACGUUCAGUUCGCAAGUCUGUCGGGUCGGCUACGAACUGAAGCAGGUCAAGGAUGGAGAUGUGGCCGAGAAGUACCAUUCUCUCGACGACAUUUACUACUACGGAGGACAACAUGGUAUGUUUUGGAGAUUUAAAGGGUUGUGUAGGAAAAUUUAUGUUUCGGCAAGGUGGUGAAGAAAUUUUAGAUAACAUAUAUUUACUAUAAAAUUAUAAAUUUUAUGUUAUAGUAGGUUGUAUAACACUGAAACUGAUAUUAUUGUACUGAAACUAUUGUCAUUGUACUCUUUUUAGCACACGAACAAACCGCCUUCGAACGUCACGUCAAAAAGGCUUCUAAUGAGAUCUCGAUGGAGGUAGGGGAUACUGUAGGCAUAGCGGGUAACCAUUGGGAUGGCUACAGUAAAGGCACCAACCGUCGUACCGGAGAAACGGGUCUGUAUCCGAGCUACAAGGUCAGAGAGAAAUGGAGAAUCGUCGACUUUCCUUGGUUUGGACUAUAA